AAAAACUAAACCUGACAAAAGAGUCUGAGAAGACCGUGCGAAGGCUGUUGGUGUAGGACUGGAAGAAGACGCGUAAAGACGCUUCUCGCUCCGGAGGGAACCGAGUUUUGAUGGAUUUUAUGACAUUCCGCAUCGGACAAUUAUCCUGUGCUCCAGUUUCAGCCUCCUUCCACGUCCGUAGUGCCUGCAGACUUUCUGUUUAGUUGACAAGUGUGCAGCUCGGAAGCUCCGGGCAUGUUUUGCGCUCUGGAAGGAACUUGGUGACGGGGAGGAAAGUUUCGGAGAAAGGGGGACAGCGACAUGGUUUUCUGCGCUGUUUUCGAAGGAUAAGUUGCGUAAACUCGGAUUUCCUUGCAUGGCAUUAGACUGCAGCUGCAAAUCUGGUUUUGGAUAUGUGUGAUCAGAGUCGAUGCCGGCUGAUUGUGGAAUAGUAAGCUGAGAAAAGGCAGCGCCUCGAUUUUUUUCCUUCGUUUUUUAGCUGCAUUGUGGUGUUGGAAACAUUCCUCUCUCUCUGGAUUCAUCUCAUGCCCUCACCUCCUUGAUCCGUGCAUGUCAAAACAGAGAUCUCCACGAUUUUAGUCCUCUCUGCGUGAUGCUGCCACCACAGUGAUUGUGUGUUGAGGGAAAAUGUGCAGAGUGAGUCUAUUCUAGAAAGUCCAGGCGACUGGGUGAUUUCCAGAGAGUGACAGGCUGACCCCCACCGCAGCAGUUGAUGGUUGGGCGGACCCCCUCAGAUGGGAUCAGUGUCCAGGGGGAGGUGGUGGAGAAGGGGGUCAUGGGGAGCCCUGUCCCCCUCUGACGGGAUGGCCUUGUGGGUCUGGCUUCUGGCCGCCGUCUUGCUGUCUCUGCUGAGCGUCAGCGUGGCCCGGCCGCCCAUCACCGCCACCAGGGAGGAGGAGACCAGCGUGGAACCUGAAGAGGCGUCGAACAAAUACCAAAUUUUUAAGCCCAUGGUGUGCUCAGUGCACCCGGGCGAGGUGCUGAAGCUGAGUUGUCCUCUGCCGGUGACGGGGACCAUCACUUGGACCAAAGAUGGCGGCUCUCUGGGCACCAACAACCGCACACUGAUAGAACAGGAGGUGCUGCAGAUUCGUGAUGCCAUGCCCAAGGACUCUGGCCUGUAUGCCUGCACCAGCGUGGGCAAAGACACGGUCUGCUUCAUAGUCAAUGUCACAGAUGCAACCUGGUCGGGGGACGAUGAGGACGAUACAGACCGGUCAGAGGACACUUGGGCGGACAGCGUUCAGUUAAGUGCGCCAUACUGGACUUCACCAGAAAAGAUGAAGUACAAUUUUCACGUGGUGCCAGCUGCCACCACAGUGAAGUUCCGCUGUGCUGCUGGAGGAUAUCCUCAGCCAACCCUUCGUUGGCUUAAAAACGGCAGGCCUCUUCGCCAGGAGGAACGCAAGGGAGGAUAUAAGGUUCGGCACCAGUCCUGGAUGUUGAUCAUGGAGAACGUGAUGCCAUCGGACGGGGGAAACUACACCUGUUUGGCGGAGAAUGUGGAUGGAUCCAUCAACCACACCUACUCUCUGGAUGUAUUGGGUCGGCAAACAUUCCGGCCAAAUCUCCUGGCCGGUUUUCUUUCCAAUACCACGGUACGCAUUGGAGAGGACGCCCAGUUCCAGUGCAACGUCUAUGUUUAUGGCGAGUCUCACUUCCAGUGGCUGAGACUCAUCCCCAGGAAUGGUAGUCGUAAUGGGCCUGAUGGAGCCCCCUACGUCAAAGUGUUAAAGAGCUCAAACAUUCCCACAGACGUGGAGUUUCUCACCAUCACCAAUGUCACAGAGGAAGACGCUGGGGAGUAUCUCUGUAGAGUCUCCAAUCAUCAAGGGGAAGCCAUCCAGUCAGCCUGGCUGAAGGUCAUCCCAGAUCCAUCAAACAAAUGCCAAAUUUCUAAGCGCAUAGAGUCUCCAGUGCACCCAGGUGAGGUGCUGAAGCUUAGGUGUUCUCUGCCGGUGAAGGGAACCAUCACUUGGACCAAAGAUGGCACUCCUCUGGGCACCAACAACCGCACGCUGGUAGAACAGGAGGUGGUGCAGAUCCGUGAUGUCAAGCCCAAGGACUCGGGCCUGUACGCCUGCACUAGUGAGGGCAAAGACACAGUCUGCUUCUUUGUCAACAUCACAGGCGCGCCAUACUGGACUUCAUCAGCGAAGAUGGAGAAGAAGUUGCAUGCAGUGCCUGCUGCCAACACAGUGAAGUUCCGCUGUGCUGCAGGAGGAGACCCCCAGCCAAUGCUGCGUUGGCUUAAAAACGGCAGGCCUUUCCGCCAAGAUGACCGCAUGGGAGGAUAUAAAGUGCGCCUCCAGCACUGGACCCUGAUCAUGGAGAGCGUGGUUCCAUCGGACAAGGGAAACUACACCUGCUUGGUGGAGAACCGAUUUGGAUCCAUCAACCACACCUACACUCUGGAUGUAGUGGAACGGUCACCACACAGGCCUAUCCUCCAGGCUGGGCAGCCCGCCAACACCACAGUACACGUUGGCGAGGACGCCCAAUUCCAGUGUAAGGUCUACAGCGACGCCCAGCCUCACAUCCAGUGGCUGAAACACAUCAGCGUAAACGGCAGUCGCUACAGGCCUGAUGGAAACCCCUACGUCAAAGUGUUAAAGACCGCAGGUGUUAACACCACAGAUAAGGAGAUAGAGGUUCUCUACUUGCCAAAUGUAACUUUUGAGGAUGCUGGGGAGUAUACAUGCUUGGCGGGUAAUUCAAUUGGGAUCUCCUAUCAAACUGCUACUUUGACGGUGCUUCCAGCACCAGAGAAAUCUCCAGGACCCAUUACCUCCUACUACUUGGAGAUCGGAAUAUAUUGUGCAGGCAUGUUCCUCAUUGCCUGCAUGGUGGGCAUUGUGGUGGUGUGCCGCAUGAGGAACACAGCAAAGAAGCCCGAUUUUGGCAGCCCACCGGCGGUCCACAAGCUGACCAAACAGAUCCCUCUGCGCCGCCAGGUAACAGUGUCGGCAGAUUCAAGCUCAUCCAUGAAUUCAAACACCCCUCUGGUGCGAAUCACAACGUGGCGGAGCUCUGCACCCGACGAACCGAUCCCCGAGUACGACCUUCCAGAGGAUCCACUGUGGGAAUUUGCCAGAGACAGGUUGACUCUUGGCAAACCUCUGGGUGAAGGCUGCUUCGGUCAAGUUGUGAUGGCCGAAGCUCUGGGCAUCGAUAAGGACAAACCCAAGGAGGCGGUCACUGUUGCAGUGAAGAUGCUGAAAGACGAUGCCACAGAAAAGGACCUUUCUGACCUGGUGUCAGAGAUGGAAAUGAUGAAGAUGAUCGGCAAACACAAGAACAUCAUCAACCUUUUGGGAGCCUGCACACAAGACGGUCCCCUAUAUGUGAUAGUAGAGUAUGCCUCCAAAGGCAACCUCAGAGAGUACCUCAGAGCCCGCCGUCCUCCUGGCAUGGAGUACUCCUACGACAUCGCCCGUGUCUCCGAUGAACUGCUUACCUUCAAAGAUCUCGUCUCCUGCACUUAUCAGGUGGCACGGGGCAUGGAGUACCUUGCAUCUCAAAAGUGUAUACACAGAGACCUGGCAGCCAGGAACGUCCUGGUCACAGAGAGUAACGUCAUGAAGAUCGCUGACUUCGGCCUGGCCAGAGAUGUCCACAACAUUGACUACUAUAAAAAGACAACCAAUGGUCGUCUCCCGGUUAAAUGGAUGGCUCCAGAAGCGCUCUUCGACCGGGUCUACACGCACCAGAGCGAUGUCUGGUCAUUUGGGGUGCUGAUGUGGGAGAUAUUCACCCUAGGGGGCUCACCCUACCCCGGCAUUCCUGUAGAAGAGCUCUUCAAGCUGCUCAAAGAGGGACAUCGCAUGGACAAGCCUGGAAACUGCACCAAUGAGCUGUACAUGAUGAUGAAGGACUGCUGGCACGCCAUCCCAUCGCAGAGACCAACCUUCAAGCAGCUAGUGGAGGACCUGGAUCGAAUCCUCACCCUGAACACUAAUGAGGAAUAUCUGGACCUGUGUGCUCCUACGGAGCAGUAUUCCCCCAGCUUCCCUGACACUCGCAGCUCCUGCUCCUCCGGCGACGACUCUGUGUUCUCCCACGACCCCUUGCCGGACGAGCCCUGCCUCCCCAAGUACCAGCACAUCAACGGGAACGCCAAGAGAUGAGCCUCUGCCGGCUCAGACCCUGAGCCGACUUUUGGCCUGCCCCAACCUCAGAGUCGCUGAACACACGUAGCACAGACACCUUCUCUGAAACGGACCCGAUCGGGGACUAGCACUGCCACACACCAACACAGAACACUUGAGGUCUUAACGGAGGGGACGGAGCGCGUUACGGAAGCUCCUUCAUACUGACUGGAUGAACUGACAUUCCCUGAGGCCUCCUCUCCCUCUCUCAUGUAAACACGCAGCUUUUUCUCAUCUUUUGGUUCUCAUCUUCCUACCCAGAAGCUCCACAGCGCUACUUGCUUGGUGAUCAAGUAGCAGUGGGUGGCAUUCCAAGACUUGUUUACUCCUGGAGGAAUGUAUGGAGUGGUAUGAACUGAAACAUAAACAAAGGAAGAAGAAAACAUGAAACUAGAAGACGAAUAGGAAAAAGGGACUCACAUAUGGAGCACCAACUAACAAAACAGGAAUACAAGGAGAGCAGAAAUAAAAACUUUUCUUGUUAAUUUUGUAAUAUUGGUGCGUCAUUGUAUUUCCCAGUUCUCUAGAUAAACAUCCCUGAUUAUUCUGGAAAAAGAAUCCACAAUGUAAUGAAAAGUGCUGGCUAUAUUUGUAAAUAUAUUCAAAUAUGUAUAAAAAUAUAUUAUAUAUUUACUAUGAAUUAUUUUUUGUAUGGACUUGGAAACAACCCCCACCUCCACACCCUGCUCCCAUUUGUGAGGCAGGUUAUGCUGACAGAUGUCCUAUAUUUCUCCUCACACACACCCUUCGUUAAACACACACACACACACUUUCUCAGUAACACAGUUAAGUAUUGGCUUUCAGGGACUGCGCUAGUACGGUAUGUUAAUUUAUUGAGUUACAUAUUUUAAAAAAUGAAUCAAAAAAGUAAAAAAAAAAAAAACAGCAACCAGAUGGUGGAAAUGAUUACAUUAAUGCUGAUGAUAUGGAAUAAUCCGUUAAAUUUAUGGUAAUUUAAAAAUAAUCCUUCACCAAUUAACAGAAAGGUUCUAUUUUUAGAAGUUUGGAGAGAUCCAGAUUUUGUAAGUUUUAUACAUGAAUGUGAAUAUUAAGUUAAAAAAAUUUAAAAACUGUACAUUUUAUAGUCAUCUAAUCCUUUUUGUAUUUAGAUAUUGAUGCCAUUUCUAUCCUCUUUUUUUUUUGGCCGCGGUUUGCGAUAUGAAAUUCUUUGGAUAUUUAUAUAUAAGUAAAAGACAUAAUAAUUUGAAAAUGUCUACGUGCAAUCUGCUUCCUCAUUUGAAACAAAGAUAAACUCAAAAUUCCCAGGACAAAAUUGAAAUAAGAAAAGCAAAGUAUUAAACAAAGUGUUUUUUGUUUUUGUUUUCUACUGGACCAACAUUAAGAUGCUGUUUUGCAGGCAUUCAUGCUGCAUUUGCAAAAAAUAAAUGUUGAAAAUAUACCUA
Gambusia affinis (western mosquitofish) is the source of this 5551-nucleotide messenger RNA. RefSeq names its product fibroblast growth factor receptor 2 (gene fgfr2). Gene Ontology annotation, biological process: cell surface receptor protein tyrosine kinase signaling pathway; multicellular organism development; protein phosphorylation. Gene Ontology annotation, molecular function: ATP binding; fibroblast growth factor binding; fibroblast growth factor receptor activity. Gene Ontology annotation, cellular component: signaling receptor complex. The coding region runs from base 735 to 4127 and encodes 1130 amino acids. The record is from RefSeq and is a predicted model, not a curated record. NCBI's taxonomy places the organism in Eukaryota, Metazoa, Chordata, Actinopteri, Cyprinodontiformes, Poeciliidae. The transcript has 24 exons.